This is a messenger RNA of Stegodyphus dumicola, 766 nucleotides long. RefSeq names its product neprilysin-2-like. Gene Ontology annotation, molecular function: metalloendopeptidase activity. The record is from RefSeq and is a predicted model, not a curated record. Gene Ontology annotation, biological process: protein processing. Gene Ontology annotation, cellular component: plasma membrane. Lineage: Eukaryota; Metazoa; Arthropoda; Arachnida; Araneae; Eresidae.
GGAAUAUACGGACGGAUCUUCUGCAAAGAUUAUUUAUAACCAUGAUUAUAACAGAAUUGAAUUGCCAGCAGGCAUUUUGCGAGAACCAUUUUUCAACGUAGAUCGACCACACUCUCUCAAUUGGGGAGCACUCGGUCCCAUGAUUGCUCGAGAAAUGUUACAAGCAGUCUUCGGAGAAGGUCAUUCGCAUGAUAACGUCGACUGGUGGAGCCGAUAUGUGGUGAGGACAUUCAAUUCGUUCGCCUUUUGUUUCUAUAUGCAAUAUAAAAACUAUACUGAAGAUGACUAUGGAUUAAACUUAAAAGUGAAAAGCAAUGAAACAAAAAUACAAAAUGUAUUUGACAAUGCUGGUUUGAAUUUGGCUUAUGAGGCAUAUAAGGAGUACAUAAGAAAUUCAAAAAAUAAAAUGUAUCCCUGGUUAAAAUAUACGCCGAAUCAGUUGUUCUGGAUAAGUGCAGCAAAUGUAAUGUGUGAGAAACAAACGGAAGAAUACCUCAAGCAACAGUUUCUCGGUCCCUAUGUGCCCCCGAAGUUUAGGGUCAUAGGAGCAAUGUCAAAUUCACUUCAGUUUUCCAGGGAUUUUAAUUGCCCUUUGAAUGCACCAAUGAAUCCGGAAGAGAAAUGCCGAAUUUUGUAGCGAGACAACUCAAGCUAUUGAAAACAUUACUAAUCACUUGCUCGUACGAUUCAUACAAUUAAACUACUAUUAAAUGUUUUGAACAAUUCUACAUUGUGAGUAAUUUCUUUGAUUUAAAUAAAAUGCUGA